AUGGCUCCAGCCGAAGCCUCUGCCCGGCUCGAAGCCGAACUGUCCCUCCUUGAGGCAAUGUAUCCUGGAAACAUCACCUUUGACUCUCGCAGCCGAGAUGUCCAUUACACGCCCAGCGAAGAUUUUCCAAAGAAGCAAUACCCCGAAAGGGGUUCUCCCGAAGUGAUCUCAGCGUGUGACAGGUCCAGAAACGACAUUCGCGACAGGAUGCGACGGGCCAUCGACGCGCUGGGUGUGGGGGAGAUAGGUGAAGGUGUGGAAGUCCUGGACCAAGUCAUCAACAUCUUUGAGGAAGUUAUUUCCGAGACGUCUUCGAAUUCGACACCAAACGCAGGCGCGGAAUCCAAGGGCAACCAGCAGAACGUAGUUGGGGACCGGAAAGCAGGAUCGCCACCAAAGUCGAGGACGGUGGUCAUCUGGCUCCAUCACCUCCUGGCGACGUCAAAGCGGAAGCUCGCCGUGAACCCUACUACCAUGACCCUUCCUGCUACAGCGACCGCGACAUCUCCAGGUACGUCAACACCGAUCAAUGCCAUCUCCGGCAUCACCAAACCCGGACACCCAGGCAUCAUGGUCUUUUCGGGGCCCCGCGACCUGGUGGCCUCGCACGUCCGCGAGCUCAAGGCGCUGAAUUGGCAGGCGUUCCAGGUGCGUUAUGACUCGGACGACAGCCAUGGAGGACCAGAUGAGUGGGCGUUCUCGCAUGACCAGGGGAAGAUCGUCGAAGUCGAGUCCAUGGCCGAGGUGGUCAGGGGCAUUGUGAGGGAGGAGCACAGGCAGCUGUUCUUGAAGGCCGUGGGCGUCAAGUGA
This is a messenger RNA of Fonsecaea multimorphosa CBS 102226, 810 nucleotides long. RefSeq lists its product as uncharacterized. Lineage: Eukaryota; Fungi; Ascomycota; Eurotiomycetes; Chaetothyriales; Herpotrichiellaceae. Bases 1 to 810 code for a protein of 269 amino acids. The transcript has 2 exons. The record is from RefSeq and is a predicted model, not a curated record.